AUGGGCUUGGUCGUCGCGCUCCUGCACGGCUUGCAGGUGGCGGGCGUGCUGCUGCUGCUCCUCCACACGUACGGCUGGUCUGUCGCCGCCCGCAACCGCCGCAAGUCGCUCGAUCGCCUCCGCUCGCGUCGCCGCGCGUCCGGCGAAAAGCACCCUCAACGCGCGACGCUAGCGCGCGGCCCGCAGAAAUCUGGUGGGGGUCCUCGCUGUACUGACGCUGGCGGUGGUGAUGGCGGUUCCGAUCCGCGAGCCCGAGCGAAUCCUCGUAGUGGUAACACGGCGGGAAACGCGGAGAGCUCGCGCUGCCCGCAUUGGCCGGCGGUGGCGGUGGUGAUGCCGGUGCGCGGAUUUCACGCGCACACGGCGAGCAACUGGGCAACGCACAUCACGGCGGAUUAUGCGGGGGCUAUCGAAUUUCUCAUCGUCGUGGAGAGCGAGGCAGACCGUGCGUACGGCGAGGCGUGCAAGCUCGCCGCGCGUUUCAACGCUGCGCAUGAAGGGGGGACAGAACGGAGAGCGGAGGGGGAGGGAGGGAGGGGGCAAAAGGAGGAAGGCAGGGGGCAUGGGGCCGCAGGCGGAGGGCAGGGGAGAGAAUUGAUGAACCCAGGGGAGGCGGUUUGUGGAGGGGAGACCCAAGCAGGUGAAUGUGACAGUGCUCGCAGGCAGCAGGGAGAGGUGCAUCUGAGGAAGGUUCGUGUGGUGGUAGCUGGCACCUCCACCACAUGCAGCCAAAAGAUCCACAAUCAGCUGGCCGGCGUCGCUGCCGCCCGUCCAGAAGCAGAAUUUGUCCUUUUCCUGGACGACGACGCGAGAAUGUACCCAGAGGCGAUCACUUACCUCGGAUGUGAGAAGCGGGAGCAGCAGGCUGGUAGCAGCCUUCCCUGCAAAGCCCCGGACUGUGCACUGCGACUAAGGCUCAGCAGCCUCAAAGCCAACAGUCCCAGCACCCCCAGCAACCCCCAUUCCCCCGGCAGCCCUGGCAGCAGCGACCCGCCCAUGCUAGCGCCAGCCUACGCGCUCCUAGCCCACCCCUUAGACGCCCACUUCACUGCCGGUCAGUUCUGGAGCUACCUGCUGCGGCAGUUGUUUGCACUCACCACGUACUUCUCCCCGCUCAACCGCCGCCUCAACCUCUGGCUGCUGCUCAUGGGAAUGGCCUUUAGCUCCGUCAUGACUGCUUCCAUCGCCAUCUCCCUGGUGUUUCUCGCAAAGCAUGUGCUGCCGUGUGUGGCCGGUUCUGCUGCUGCACCCGUAUUGGCUGGGGUUCAGUUGGUAGGAGCAAGAGUUCAGCUGGUUGGUUCGCUUUUGGCUGCUCCCGUGUGCUCGGCUCCUGUGGUCGGUCUGGUUUGCCGUGUGCUGCCGUUCGGUGCUGCUGCUAUGGCACCGUCGCGGACUGGCGAAGCUGUAACAGGAGCGGCAGCAGCAGCAGGAGCGGCAGCAGCAGCAGCAGCACCAGGAGGAGCGACAGCAGCAGCAGGAGGAGCAGCAGGUGCUGCCACUGAUGCAUCUCCUGCAUGCCCUAGUGGGCGUCUCACUCGCCCUGUUCCACUUCGCCUCCUUUGCCCUCGCCUCUCUCGCCCUCCGUGCCAUGAUUGCCUCGCACGUGCAGACCUGCCGCUUUCUUGA
This is a messenger RNA of Closterium sp. Naga37s-1, 1626 nucleotides long. Lineage: Eukaryota; Viridiplantae; Streptophyta; Zygnematophyceae; Desmidiales; Closteriaceae. The record is from the annotation of a GenBank genome assembly.